This is a messenger RNA of Oncorhynchus masou masou (cherry salmon), 6626 nucleotides long. RefSeq lists its product as uncharacterized. Bases 168 to 6626 code for a protein of 2152 amino acids. NCBI's taxonomy places the organism in Eukaryota, Metazoa, Chordata, Actinopteri, Salmoniformes, Salmonidae. The record is from RefSeq and is a predicted model, not a curated record. Gene Ontology annotation, biological process: intracellular signal transduction. Gene Ontology annotation, molecular function: protein binding. The transcript has 22 exons.
CCUAGAACAUAGAUACAGAGACACUUGUCAUCAGGAGGUGCUCUCUCAGCGCAAUGGAAAAUAUCUCAAUGACUUGACAUGUUCUGGUUGUGAAUUCAGGCUACAAGGGGUCAGUGCUUGAAAAUGAGUCUCUCUGGUGAAAAAGAGGAGGGGGCCCUGCCUCUAAAAUGAGUCUCUGUGAGGAACAUGACUCCAAAGAUAAGAGACCAAUCCAGCAGGAGAGACCAGCCUCCCCUGUUCCCAGCUGUGUGUCCAUGAAGAGUGACUGGUCUAUGAUGCAACCUAUAUACUUUAGAGCGGGAGACUUUUCUACUGAACAAAGCCCAAUCAAGCAGGAGAGACCAGCCUCCCCUGUUCCCAGCUGUGUGUCCAUGAAGAGUGACAAGUCUAUGGGACCUCCUCUAAACUUUAGAGAGGGAGACUUUUCUACUGAACAAAGAAACCAACAGGAGAGAUCAGAGUCAGAGAUUCUCAGUGGUCAGUCUUCACAGAGUCAUCAAACAGGCCUGGACUCCAUAUUCAGUUUGCUUGAAGAGAAUAUUAUUAGAUUUGUGAAGAACGAGCUGAAGAUGUUCAAGAGGAUUCUUAGUCCAGAACUCCCAGAAGGCUUUGAGAGUCAGAAGCAGGAUAAGGAAGUGGUGGAUGCUGAAGAUGAGAAGCAGGAGAGCAGUGCCAGAGAGGGGGCUCUGAAGAUCACACUGCACAUCCUGAGGAAAAUGAACCAGAAGGAGCUUGCUGACACACUGGAGAAAUAUUCAGAUGAUCUUGCUGUGAUUUGCCAACGUGAACUCAAAUCUAAUCUCAAGAAGAAGUUUCAAUGUGUAUUUGAGGGAAUCGCUAAACAAGGAAACCCAACACUUCUCAAUAAGAUCUACACAGAGCUCUACAUCACAGAGGGUGGAACAGGAGAGGUCAAUAAUGAACAUGAGCUGAGACAGAUUGAGACAACAACCAGGAAACAAGCAAGACCAGAGACUCCAAUCAAAUGUAACGACAUCUUCAAACCCUUAACUGGACAAGACAAACCUAUCAGAACUGUGCUGACAAAGGGAGUCGCUGGCAUUGGAAAAACAGUCUCUGUGCAGAAGUUCAUUCUGGACUGGGCUGAAGGAAAAGCAAAUCAGGAUGUCCAAUCUGUAUUUUCAUUUCCUUUUCGGGAGCUGAAUUUGAUGAAAGAGGACAAACACACUUUCAUUGAACUUCUUCAUCACUUCUCAAUGGAAACCAAACAAUCAAGAAUCUCCAUCAACAACAAGUACAAAGUUCUGUUCAUCUUUGAUGGUCUGGAUGAGUGCCGACUGCCCCUAGACUUCCAGAAGAACAAGAUCUGUUGGGACGUCACAGAGUCAACCUCAGUGGAUGUUCUGCUGACAAAUCUCAUCAAGGGAAAUCUGCUUCCCUCUGCUCUCCUCUGGAUAACUACCCGACCUGCAGCAGCCAAUAAGAUCCCUUCAGGGUGUGUUGACCAGGUGACAGAGGUACGAGGGUUCAAUGACCAACAGAAGGAGGAGUACUUCAGGAAGAGAUUCAGUGAUGAGGACCUGGCCAGCAGAAUCAUCUCACACAUAAAGACAUCAAGGAACCUCCACAUCAUGUGCCACAUUCCAGUCUUCUGUUGGAUUUCUGCAACAGUCCUUGAACACAUGCUGGAACAUAAGAGAGAAGAGAUUCCCAAGACUCUGACUGAGAUGUACACACACCUUGUGGUGUUUCAUACCAAACAGAAGAAUGAAAAGUAUCUUGGGGAAGAAGAGACAGGUCCACACUGGAAUAAAGAGAGCAUUCUGUCACUGGGAAAACUGGCUUUUCAGCAGCUUGUGAAGGGCAAUCUGAUUUUCUAUGAAGAAGACCUGAAAGAGGCUGGCAUUGAUGUCAAUGAAGCCUCAGUGUACUCAGGAUUGUGCACACAGCUCUUUAAAGAGGAAUGUGGGCUGUACCAGAACAAGGUGUACUGCUUUGUUCAUCUGAGCAUUCAGGAGUUUCUGGCUGCUGUAUAUGUGUUCCUCUCAUUCAUCAACAACAAUGAGAAUCUAAUAGACGAACCUCAAUCAAUAUUCAGAUUAUUUUCGUCGCUCUUCAGAGACAAGCCUGAAGUUACUGUCUACAAGAGUGCUGUGGAUAAAGCCUUACAAAGUGAGACGGGAAACCUGGACCUUUUCCUCCGCUUCCUUCUGGGCCUCUCACUGGAGUCCAAUCAGAAGCACUUACAAGGUCUACUGACAAAGACAGGAAGCAGCUCACAGAGCCAUGAAGAAACAGUCAAGUACAUCAAGGAGAAGAUCAGGGAGAAUCCCUCUCCAGAGAGGAGCAUCAAUCUGUUCCACUGUCUGAAUGAACUGAAUGACCAUUCUCUAGUGGAGGAGAUCCAAAGCUACCUGAGAUCAGGAAGUCUCUCAGAACCCAACCUGUCACCUGCACAGUGGUCAGCUCUGGUCUUUGUGUUGCUGACUUCAGAAAAGGAGCUGGAUGUGUUUGACCUGAAGAAAUACUCCAGAUCAGAGGAAGGUCUUCUGAGGCUGCUGCCAGUGGUCAAAGCCUCCAGAGCUGCUCUGCUGUCAGGCUGUGGAGUCACAGAGGAAGGCUGUGCUUCUCUGGUCUCAGCUCUGAGGUCAAACCCCUCACACCUGAGAGAGCUGGAUCUGAGUAACAACGACCUGAAGGAUUCAGGAGUGAAGCUGCUCUCUGAUGGACUGGGGAAUCCCCACUGUAAACUGGAGACUCUGAGGCUGUCAGGCUGUCUAGUCACAGAGGAAGGCUGUGCUUCUCUGGUCUCAGCUCUGGAGUCAAACCCCUCAAACCUGAGAGAGCUGGACCUGAGUAACAACGACCUGAAGGAUUCAGGAGUGAAGCUGCUCUCUGCUGGACUGGGGAAUCCCCACUGUAAACUGGAGACUCUGAGGCUGUCAGGCUGUCUAGUCACAGAGGAAGGCUGUGCUUCUCUGGCCUCAGUUCUCAGUUCAAACCCCUCACACCUGAGAGAGCUGGAUCUGAGUAACAAUGACCUGAAGGAUUCAGGAGUGAAGCUGCUCUCUGCUGGACUGGGGAAUCCCCACUGUAAACUGGAGACUCUGAGGCUGUCAGGCUGUCUAGUCACAGAGGAAGGCUGUGCUUCUCUGGUCUCAGCUCUGAGGUCAAACCCCUCACACCUGAGAGAGCUGGACCUGAGCUACAAUCACCCAGGAGACUCAGGAGUCAGACUGCUCUCUGCUGGACUGGAGGAUCCACACUGCAGACUGGAGAAACUCAAUGUGGAACAUGGUGGAGAGAACAGAAUGAAACCUGGACUUAGAAAAUAUGUCUGUGAUCUCACACUGGACCCAAACACAGUAAACAGACACCUCUCUCUGUCUGAGGAGAACAGAAAGGUGACAUGGAGGACAGAGGAGCAGCCGUAUCCUGAUCACCCAGAGAGAUUUGAGGACUGGGGACAGGUGCUGUGUAGAGAGGGUCUGACUGGGCGCUGUUACUGGGAGGUAGAGUGGAGUGGGAGAGGGGCUGAUAUAGGAGUGACAUAUAAAGGAAUCAACAGGAGAGGAAGGGGUGAUGAAUGUUGUCUUGGAUGGAAUGACAAGUCCUGGAGUCUGUUCUGCUCUGACAACCGUUACAUUGCCUGUCACAAUAAUAAUCUCACUACCAUAGACGUCCCCCCCUCCAGCUCCCACAGAGUAGGAGUGUAUCUGGACUGGCCAGCCGGCACUCUGUCCUUCUAUAGAGCCUCCUCUGACACACUGACCCACCUGAUCACAUUCACCUCCACAUUCACUGAGCCCCUCUAUCCAGGGUUUAGGAUUUAUAAUGUUGACUCCUCAGUGUCCCUGAAAGCUGCAAGGGGUCAGUGCUCUAAAAUGAGUCUCUCUGGGGAGAGAGUGGAGGGGGGCCCUGCCUCUAAAAUGAGACUCUCUGGGGAACAUGACACCAAAGCUAAGAGACCAAUCCAGCAGGAGAGACCAGCCUCCCCUGUUCCCAGCUGUGUGUCCAUGAAGAGUGACGGGUCUAUGGAUCAACCUCUAUACUUUAGAGAGGGAGACUUUUCUACUGAACAAAGACCAAUCCAGCAGGAGAAACCAGCCUCCCCUGUUCCCAGCUGUGUGUCCAUGAAGAGUGACGGGUCUAUGGAUCCUCCUAUAAAGUUUAGAGAGGGAGACUUUUCUACUGAACAAAGAUACCAACAGGAGAGAUCAGAGUCAGAGAUUCUCAGUGGUCAGUCUUCCCAGAGUCAUCAAACAGACCUGGCCUCCAUAUUCAGUAUGCUUGAAGAGAAAAUCAUGACAUUUGUGAAGAACGAGCUGAAGAUGUUCAAGAGGAUUCUUAGUCCAGAACUCCCAGAAGGCUUUGAGAGUCAGAAGCAGGAUAAGGAAGUGGUGGAUGCUGAAGAUGAGAAGCAGGAGAGCAGUGCCAGAGAGGGGGCUCUGAAGAUCACACUGCACAUCCUGAGGAAAAUGAACCAGAAGGAGCUUGCUGACACACUGGAGAAAUAUGAGUUUGCUGUGAUUUGCCAACGUGAACUCAAAUCUAAUCUCAAGAAGAAGUUUCAAUGUGUAUUUGAGGGGAUCGCUAAACAAGGAAACCCAACACUUCUCAAUAAGAUCUACACAGAGCUCUACAUCACAGAGGGUGGAACAGGAGAGGUCAAUAAUGAACAUGAGCUGAGACAGAUUGAGACAACAACCAGGAAACAAGCAAGACCAGAGACUGCAAUCAAAUGUAACGACAUCUUCAAACCCUUAACUGGACAAGACAAACCUAUCAGAACUGUGCUGACAAAGGGAGUCGCUGGCAUUGGAAAAACAGUCUCUGUGCAGAAGUUCAUUCUGGACUGGGCUGAAGGAAAAGCUAAUCAGGAUGUCCAAUUUGUAUUUUCAUUCCCUUUCCGGGAGCUGAAUUUGAUGAAAGAGGACAAACACACUUUCAUUGAACUUCUUCAUCACUUCUCAAUGGAAACCAAACAAUCAAGAAUCUCCAUCAACAACAAGUACAAAGUUCUGUUCAUCUUUGAUGGUCUGGAUGAGUGCCGACUGCCCCUAGACUUCCAGAAGAACAAGAUCUGUUGGGACGUCACAGAGUCAACCUCAGUGGAUGUUCUGCUGACAAAUCUCAUCAAGGGAAAUCUGCUUCCCUCUGCUCUCCUCUGGAUAACUACCCGACCUGCAGCAGCCAAUAAGAUCCCUUCAGGAUGUGUUGACCAGGUGACAGAGGUACGAGGGUUCAAUGACCCACAGAAGGAGGAGUACUUCAAGAAGAGAUUCAGUGAUGAGGACCUGGCCAGCAGAAUCAUCUCACACAUUAAGACAUCAAGGAGCCUCCACAUCAUGUGCCACAUUCCAGUCUUCUGUUGGAUUUCUGCAACAGUCCUUGAACACAUGCUGAAACAUAAGAGAGAAGUGAUGCCCAAGACUCUGACUGAGAUGUACACACACCUUGUGGAGUUUCAUACCAAACAGAAGAAUGAAAAGUAUCUUGGGAAAGAAGAGACAGGUCCACACUGGAAUAAAGAGAGCAUUCUGUCACUGGGAAAACUGGCUUUUCAACAGCUUGUGAAGGGCAAUCUGAUUUUCUAUGAAGAAGACCUGAAAGAGGCUGGCAUUGAUGUCAAUGAAGCCUCAGUGUACUCAGGAUUGUGCACACAGCUCUUUAAAGAGGAAUGUGGGCUGUACCAGGACACGGUGUACUGCUUUGUACAUCUGAGCAUUCAGGAGUUUCUGGCUGCUGUAUAUGUGUUCCUCUCAUUCAUCAACAACAAUGAGAAUCUAAUGGACGAACCUCAAUCAAUGUUGGACAAACUGCAAACAAACGACGAGUCUGCAGUUAUUUUCUACAAGAGUGCUGUGGAUAAAGCCUUACAAAGUGAGACAGGAAACCUGGACCUUUUCCUCCGCUUCCUACUGGGACUCUCACUGGAGUCCAAUCAGAAGCACUUACGAGGUCUACUGACGAAGACAAGAAGCAGCUCACAGAGCCAUGAAGAAACAGUCAAGUACAUCAAGGAGAAGAUCAGGGAGAAUCUCUCUCCAGAGAGGAGCAUCAAUCUGUUCCACUGUCUGAAUGAACUGAAUGACCAUUCUCUAGUGGAGGAGAUCCAAAGCUACCUGAGAUCAGGAAGUCUCUCAGAAGCCAACCUGUCACCUGCACAGUGGUCAGCUCUGGUCUUUGUGUUGCUGACUUCAGAAAAGGAGCUGGAUGUGUUUGACCUGAAGAAAUACUCCAGAUCAGAGGAAGGUCUUCUGAGGCUGCUGCCAGUGGUCAAAGCCUCCAGAGCUGUUCUGCUGUCAGGCUGUGGAGUCACAGAGGAAGGCUGUGCUUCUCUGGUCUCAGCUCUGAGGUCAAACCCCUCACACAUGAGAGAGCUGGACCUGAGUAACAAUGACCUGAAGGAUUCAGGAGUGAAACUGCUCUCUGCUGGACUGGAGAAUCCCCACUGUAAACUGGAGACUCUGAGGCUGUCAGGCUGUCUAGUCACAGAGGAAGGCUGUGCUUCUCUGGUCUCAGCUCUGGAGUCAAACCCCUCACACCUGAGAGAGCUGGACCUGAGUAACAAUGACCUGAAGGAUUCAGGAGUGAAGCUGCUCUCUGCUGGACUGGGGAAUCCCCACUGUAAACUGGAGACUCUGAGGUCAGUAUUCCUGUAG